Molecule: messenger RNA, 6161 nt
Organism: Purpureocillium takamizusanense
Lineage: Eukaryota; Fungi; Ascomycota; Sordariomycetes; Hypocreales; Ophiocordycipitaceae
Gene: SCH9
Product: Non-specific serine/threonine protein kinase
Exons: 2
Coding region: 2744-5398 (884 amino acids)
Biological process (GO): protein phosphorylation
Molecular function (GO): protein serine/threonine kinase activity; ATP binding
Source: RefSeq, a predicted model, not a curated record
AACUCUCCUCUCCUCUUUCACUCUCUCCCCUCUCCCGCCUCGCCUUUUACUGUGCUCGCCCUACAUACUAACUCGCGCCGACCCGUUUGCCACUCUGGCACGCAAACGACAACGACCGUGUUCUCGUUAUCCUCCUCAACCCCCGCCUCCUAUGUUACGCCGUUGACGAUAUCGAACGCCGUCGACGAUUCCAUCCAUCUACUGCGCACCGAUUCCUCGAAUCCGUCGCCAUGUCUGGCACUGCUGAAGGCGCACAUGCGAACCACGGCGGUUUCGACUUGCUGCGGCGAGCCACGCAGGCGAUGAUGUCAAGGUACGUAGUGGGUGGUGCUUCCUUUCUUACCCCCCCAUUCGUUGCUCCAAAAAAAAAAAAGAACAAGAACCAUUCGCCGUCGGACAACCCCUCCUUACUUCUCCGCAUACUGCCUGGCGCUACGUUACCCCCCCUCCAUCACAGGCAUUUUUUUUAUGGCUGCUAUUUCUUGCUUGAUUUGCAUUCCACACAGAGCCCUCAUCCGUGUACCAUGUGGAAGAUGGAAGGUCUUGCAGUUGCAUUGCCCCGAGCGAGGCUGAGACACGAGAUGACGCUUCUCUGUUUGCUGUCGACGCUGCGGCGGUUGUUGUCACCCCCGCCGAUCCGCGCUUCUGCGAUUUAGAGGCGGCACCAGCGCGUGGUGGCGCACCUCGUUCCGAUGGGCUGCCGUCAAGAAAGGCUCAAGGCAAAGACAGCCGCCAGCGCCUAGUCGGGCUGGGCGACCGACGGAUGGUCCGGUCGGCACCGCGAGUCAGCGUGUCAUACCGGUGGCUCGGCCCCUCCCUCUCUGCCUCGCAGGCUCACAGCGACCAUGAUUGCCUGGCCAUGGGCUUUCCGGUGGCUUCUACCUACCGCCGGCUGGCUCUUUGGUGCUGGGAUGUGUCUGUCGUCCAUGCGCAGGGGAGGAGCCGAUGAGCACUCGAACAGCUCGCCGCCAUGAUGCUCCGCGCACACCACCAAUAGAGCACAUCUACGUAUCAAGAAGCGACCCUGCCUACCACGCAAGUGCGUGCCUUUCGGCUUCGCGUCAGGAUUACCAAUGCCGCCGGGCUAUUGAGGGUGAGCGGCGCCUCGAGCACGCGCAUGGGCGAUCCCCGAGGCUUUGAUAUGAUGAUGGGGCCUGUUGUUGUCCCUUCGGCUGACGAGAGCAAUGUUCUGGUACAUGCCGGAUGCAUCUCUCGACAUGGCCUGUCUCAUUCCUCAGCUAUCUUUACGCUCUUCAUGCACGUCCAGACCCGCACACUUGAGGACAACAGGCGUCGCUUCACCCGGCGAAGCCGUCGUUUGACCAUUGGGUCUCAGGGCCGAGGCAGCAGACCAAGGCAGCAGACCAAGGCAGCACGCUUGCCUUUCCGCUUAUUCAGAGCAGUCCAUGAUGCCCCGACACACAACACCCGUCAUGUCCCCUUUCAAUUCGACGUCGAUUUGCCUUGUCUGGCAAGCGCUUUGACUCGGGUCGCGUUAUGACUCGACUGCGGUGCAUGCCGACGGCAAUCAUGGCGCCAUCGGCGGCCAGUGGCGGGGGAGCAACCCAGAGCUGUGGAAGAGCGCCUAGGCGCUGGAAACUUGCCCGGCUGCCUCCCCUCGCACCACUGCGCGCACGCGCUGCAAGCGCCGGAGACUGGUCCAUGUUUGCCCUCAGCUUGGGCCAGCGGCACCUCCGUUCCAGGCAGGCCCAGCCCUUCACCGUCAUCGUCGGGUCGGCUGCCUCACUGCAACUUGGAGCUCGUUCGUUGCGGGUGCUGGGUGAAACCAAAUUCCCCCUCCCACCUUCUGAAGCAGCCCCGGGCUAGCAGCGCUGUGGCUCUUGCUGAGACGGGAUGGUGCUACCGCCACUCCACUGUUCAUCAAGGCGCGCUGGCAUCCAUUUAUUAAGGUGGUGCCUACAGUGGGCUGUACAGUAACUACAGUAUACCUACUAUGGAUCCCAAGCGGUUGCUGCAUCCUCCUUCUCCACUCUUCCACAUGGCGGCGGCGGAGGAGGCGGCGGCAUCCCCCUACCAAGCCAAGCCAAGUGCUUCGCUUCGUGCUAGCAGCAGUGGGAGGAGGCCCUUCCUUAUGACUGGAUGGAGAUGGAGCAAAAUUCGUUCGACGGGACUCGGGGUCGGGCUCCUCUCGUCAUCGGCUCCUGUCGCCCUGCCAUGGUAUGCUGAGUAGUACCUUACUACUGUGCCUACGGCGGUUGACUCCAUUCUCAUAGUCCGCUCUCGGACGUGCUCUUUUCUUUGCUCCGUCUUUUCCCUUCGCACGCACGCCCUCUCACGCCCUCGCACGCCCGCACCCAUACCAUCGUCACUGCAUCAUCCCCCUGCGCUGUCUGUCUGUCGUCGCCGGCCCGUCCGUUGCAGCCCAACAGCACUCAAAGACGUCGACUCCAAUUCACUGCAGUGACGUGCAUCGGCGGAGCCUUUGUCCUCUGUCUUCCCUUGCGCAUUUUACCUUUUGACCCGUUCAUGACCACCUCUCGCGCCUGUUCUGCACCGCCUGCUUAGGCUUCACCUACUCGGCAACCUUUUUUCCCUCUCCCCCUCUCCCCUCCCCCUCCCGCUUCCUCUCUUGGCAGUCGGCAUGGACUAGUGUCGCCGCCGGAGAGCCUGGGCUUAUAAUAUUUCCUCCAUCCACCCCCGCCACCUAUUGUUCGCGAACAACUUCUCCCGGCCAUCCUUCUAUCUUGUCACCGCCCCAUUGUUCAGCGUCUUCUCCGCCACAAUGCCAGGUAUUAACCCGAUCGCCAGAACUGCCGCGACCGACGAUGAGGGCGUCGAUCAAAUCGGCUCCGACACGCCGCGCUCCGGCAUCGCCACCCCUCAGCCCGACCUCCAGGACAAGCGGCUGCCCGGAAUAAUGAGUUACUUCGGCCAGGUUCGUCCAGACCCUCCUGCAACCGAGACCUCUUCCCACCCGCCGCCCGUCGAGCACGCCGCCCUACGAGAACAUGGAGAGAAGAACAAGGGCGCCUCGGCGACGUCGUGUCAAUCGCAGGUUUCUGCCCAGAGCUCCGUGCACUGUGGCGGCCGGACAAGCCACGAGGCCCAUCCGUCUCUGCCAUCGCAUGGGACCGAACCUGCGAGACCGUCGCGAGCCCUCUCUCAUCCCUAUCCCACUCCUCCCGCUUCACAACCCUCUUCUUCUGGCGGCUCCAUGACGCAAGACGUGAGCUUGAGCUUGUCCAACGCCCACGCGCGCGCUGCCUUUACGGUCGGCUCGCGCACGGGGAAGGAGUCGCUCGAGGAGGGCCGAUCCCAAGCUUCCGACGCCUUGUCAGAAGUGGCGGCCUCGGCCGGUCAAAGUGGCCGUCGCUCGACGUCGCCCCAGCAGCCCACUCCCUUGUCUACUUCUUUGGCAACGGCACCCGCGAGCUCGAGCAAAUGGUUUUCUCUUGAGGGACUCAAAGAGCUAACUCGUGGCACAAUUUUCAAGAGCGGUCCACCGACUCCCACGAGAGCAUUGUCUGCUGCUCACUCUUCCCAAUCAGACGGCAGAGACACGCCGGGACGGACCAGCCACGAUGGUGCUGAGCAUAGCGGCACCCAGACCCCUCGCAACUCGACGUCUGCCGGCGCUCAGGUGCCUUUGGCGAGGGGCAAACUCACAAUCAAGAUUGUCGAGGCGCGGGGUCUGCGGAAAUGUCGUGACCCUUAUGUCGUCGCCGUGUUUCAGCGCAGCGAGCUAAUUUCGGGCGGGCCGAGGCCGUCCGAAGAGGAUGAGCACAAUCUGAACGCGCCGACGUCUGUCAUUGGCAGCAUCCCGAUCCAGCGCCAGGGUAGUGACUCAGGUCGCCCCAUGGCCAUUCCGAUGCGCAGCCGUCAGAGCAGCAACACUAGCAUCACCGAUUAUAAUACAUUUCGGAACCGAACGACUCGCACUCCCUCCUCGAACCCAAAGUGGGAUGCCGAGGCCGUCUUUGACGUCGUCGAUUCCGACAUGGCGGUAGCGAUUUCCGUAUACGACCACAUGACUACGGGCGAAGAAUUCCUGGGACAAGUCGAUUUCCAAGCGUCGCGAGACGACCACAGCACCAUGCGCAGUUGGUACACGUUGAAGGGCCACGCCGACACAGUGGCCGAGGACGCCCCGACGGGCGAAAUAUACGUUGAAUGCCUAUACCAGCGAUCGGAGAAGAAGCAAUUUGGCCCAAGUGAUUUCGAAAUCCUCAAGCUCAUCGGAAAGGGGACCUUUGGGCAAGUUUAUCAGGUUCGGAAGCGCGAUACGCAGCGCAUCUACGCCAUGAAGGUGCUGCAAAAGAAGGUCAUUGUGCAGAAGAAGGAGGUUGCCCACACCGUGGGAGAACGCAACAUCCUCGUGCGAACGGCCAUGUCGGAUUCGCCCUUCAUUGUUGGCCUCAAGUUCUCGUUCCAGACGCCGUCGGAGCUGUAUCUCGUGACAGACUACAUGUCGGGUGGCGAGCUGUUCUGGCACCUGCAAAAAGAGGGUCGCUUCGACGAAAGGCGAGCCAAGUUCUAUAUCGCGGAGCUGAUCCUUGCGAUCCAGCACCUUCACAACAACGAUAUCGUGUAUCGCGACUUGAAGCCUGAGAACAUCCUCCUCGACGCCAAUGGCCACAUCGCGUUGUGCGACUUCGGCCUCUCCAAGGCCAACCUGACGAAGAACGACACCACCAACACGUUCUGCGGUACUACGGAAUACCUGGCGCCCGAGGUCUUGUUGGACGAGUCUGGUUACACCAAGAUGGUCGACUUCUGGUCCCUCGGCGUUCUCGUCUUCGAGAUGUGCUGCGGCUGGAGCCCGUUCUACGCCGAGGACACGCAACAGAUGUACAAGAACAUUGCCUUCGGCAAGGUCCGGUUCCCUCGGGACACGCUCUCGCAAGAAGGGCGCAACUUCGUCAAGGGGUUGCUUAACAGAAACCCCAAGCACAGGCUCGGAGCGACAGAAGACGCCAAGGAGCUUAUGCAGCAUCCCUUCUUCGCCGACAUCGACUGGGACCUCCUGGCCAAGAAGCUCAUCACACCGCCGUUCAAGCCUAAGCUCAAGUCUGAGACAGACGUCUCGUACUUUGACCCCGAGUUCACCACCGCCCUGGAACAGAACGGGUCGCUCAACGAGCGUGCGGCUGCCCUGGCCAGAGGCUACGCCGCCUCGACGCCGCUGUCCCCAUCCGUGCAGGCCAACUUCCAGGGCUUCACCUUUGUUGAUGAGAGUGCGCUCGAUGAUCACAUGAAGGAUCGGUUCCGCUCAAGUGACGACGACAUGGAUGACGCCCACGGCGCUGCCAACAAUGAUGACGACGACUGGGACAAUCUCGACGACAUUGAUCCGCGCAAGGCAAAUCGAAUGAGCGGUAUCGUCAAGACGUCCCACCACGACGAGCACCUGGUCGGUGGGUCGCAUUUUGACCCGUAAGUGGCUGCCAGCGUGCACUAUUAUCUCCGCGACGGACCGGGAUAGUUCUCAGUCGGAAAAAGUCCAGGGUGAGGUUUCAUUAGUCUCACAAGGGGGGUGCACAAAAAAAUCUAAUCAGGGUAUCAUGCAUCGGAGGUGGGCGGCCGGGUAUUGCAUUUGCAUUGUGUGCAAGGGCAGCGGAGCUUAUGAUUCUGGCGUUCCGGUGUCGAGGCGAGGGGGACGCUUGUGUUGUUGAACGGGCCCCCGUGGCUGUUUGGCUGUCACUGUCAGCAAGAUUUAGGAAGCAACGUUCGCGCAUCCUCAGCUGCUGCAAGUGUCGCCCAUGUGUCCUUAUAUCUGCUUUCGCGGGGAGGGCUGACUGGUCUGGUCUUGUACUGUAUUCCAUUCCGCAUGAUGAACAACGGCCAUUGGGCGACCUUUCAUCUGCUUUGUGUUUGUCUAGGGGAAGGAGCACGGUUCAUCGCAUAUUGGGCGAGAGGGGGGCGUUGCCGGUGUCCGAAGCGCGCGCUGGGCGCAAACAGCCGCGCUGGGGAGGGAACGAGCGGGCGACGCACGAAGAAAAAAAAGAAGCCCGUCUAGUUUGAUGAUGAGCGGCAUGGGGAUCAAUGGGAAGAUGGCCGGGCCAGCUUGAUGUGCUGCGUACCCUACCUACCUAUCCAGGUGCUCGGGGGGCAUCGGGGGGCACUUGGGUAUGUAUGUUGGUACGCAGAUAUAAGAGGUGUUGAGUCGCCAACACACACAUUUAUAUAUAUAUAUUGCAUGC